Epinephelus lanceolatus (giant grouper) is the source of this 4786-nucleotide messenger RNA. The record is from RefSeq and is a predicted model, not a curated record. Lineage: Eukaryota; Metazoa; Chordata; Actinopteri; Perciformes; Serranidae.
AUCAUUUGCGCCUCACAGGGAGAAGGCUGGUGAAGUGUCACCAUCGGCUGCGUGUCAUUUAACGUUUUAUGACAAAAAAAUAAACCCUCUCGAUUAUUAUCUGAACCGGGUGCAGCUUCGCCGAGGUGUUCGAUGAAACUUUGCCUUGCGAGGUUACCAUAUGCCCGCUCCACCUGAAAAAAUGAUAUUUUAGGACGACUGUUUCCUGCCCUGUCUCCCCGCCUUAAAGCCAGCUAUUCUGGUUGAAUCAAGCCCAAAAGCGAUUCAUCUUCUGAGGAGACCCGACUGACUGCGCCGAAAUGGGGUAUGGACGGUCGGACAGCUACCGCGUGGCCACCACGCAGGACAAGGAUGAGAAGGAGUCGCCCAAGAAGAAGGGAGGCAAGGAUCUGGAUGACCUCAAGAAGGAAGUUCCCAUAACGGAACACAAAAUGUCUGUUGAGGAGGUUUGCCGGAAAUACAGCACUGAUAUUGUCCAGGGUUUGACCAAUGCCAAGGCAGCAGAGUACCUGGCCAGGGAUGGCCUUAAUGCCCUGACUCCACCCCCCACCACUCCAGAGUGGGUCAAGUUCUGUCGCCAGCUGUUUGGUGGCUUCUCCAUCCUGCUUUGGAUUGGUGCCAUCCUCUGCUUCCUGGCCUACGCCAUCCAGGCUGCCACAGAGGACGAGCCUGCUGGGGAUAACUUGUAUCUGGGUAUCGUGCUGUCAGCUGUCGUCAUCAUCACCGGCUGCUUCUCCUACUUCCAGGAAGCCAAGAGCUCCAAGAUCAUGGAGUCCUUUAAGAACAUGGUCCCUCAGCAAGCACUGGUGAUCCGUGAGGGAGAGAAGAUGCAGAUCAAUGCUGAGCAGGUGGUGGCAGGAGACCUGGUGGAGGUGAAAGGAGGAGACAGGAUCCCUGCUGACCUCCGCAUCAUCUCCUCCCACGGCUGCAAGGUGGACAACUCAUCCCUGACUGGUGAAUCAGAGCCCCAGACCAGGUCACCUGACUGUACCCAUGACAACCCACUGGAAACCCGCAACAUUGCCUUCUUCUCUACCAACUGUGUCGAGGGAACUGCACGUGGCAUCGUUGUGUGUACUGGCGAUCGUACAGUGAUGGGCCGCAUCGCCACUCUCACCUCAGGCCUGGAGACUGGCAAGACACCCAUCGCUAAGGAGAUCGAGCACUUUAUCCACAUCAUCACAGGUGUGGCCGUCUUCCUCGGCGUGACCUUCUUCAUCCUGUCAAUCAUCCUGGGUUACAGCUGGCUGGAGGCCGUCAUCUUCCUCAUUGGUAUCAUUGUUGCCAAUGUACCCGAGGGACUGCUGGCCACGGUCACUGUGUGUCUGACACUGACUGCUAAGCGAAUGGCUCGUAAGAACUGCCUGGUAAAGAACUUGGAGGCUGUGGAAACUCUGGGCUCCACCUCCACCAUCUGCUCUGACAAGACGGGCACUCUGACCCAGAACAGGAUGACCGUGGCACACAUGUGGUUCGACAACCAGAUUCACGAGGCCGACACCACCGAGGACCAGUCUGGCUCCUCCUUUGACAAAAGCUCUACAACAUGGGUGUCUUUGGCCCGCAUUGCUGCUCUGUGCAACCGUGCUGUGUUUAAGGCUGGCCAGGAAUCUUUGCCCAUUCUUAAGCGCGAGGUGGCCGGUGACGCCUCUGAGUCAGCCCUGCUUAAGUGUAUUGAGCUGUCCUGUGGUGCCGUCAAAGCCAUGAGGGACAAGAACAAGAAGGUGGCUGAGAUCCCCUUUAACUCCACCAACAAGUACCAGCUCUCAAUUCACGAAGUUGAGGAUGAAAAUGACAACCGCUACCUGUUGGUGAUGAAGGGAGCUCCAGAGAGAAUCCUCGACCGCUGCUCCACCAUCAUGGUGCAGGGCAAGGAGCAGCCCAUGGACGAUGAGAUGAAAGAGGCUUUCCAGAACGCCUAUCUGGAACUGGGAGGACUGGGAGAGAGAGUACUGGGUUUCUGCCACAUGUUCAUGCCAGAGGACAAGUAUCCCAAAGGUUUUGCCUUCGACACCGAUGAUGUCAACUUCCAGACAGACAACCUUUGCUUCGUAGGUCUCAUGUCCAUGAUUGACCCUCCCCGUGCUGCUGUGCCUGAUGCCGUGGGCAAGUGCCGCUCUGCUGGCAUCAAGGUUAUUAUGGUGACUGGUGACCACCCAAUCACAGCCAAGGCCAUUGCUAAGGGUGUGGGCAUCAUCUCUGAGGGCAACGAGACAGUAGAAGACAUUGCUGCACGCCUCAACAUCCCUGUGAGCCAGGUCAACCCAAGGGAUGCCAAGGCCUGUGUGAUCCACGGUACAGAUCUGAAAGAUCUUAGUCAGGAGCAGAUGGAUGACAUUUUGAGGAACCACACAGAGAUCGUCUUUGCCAGAACCUCCCCACAGCAGAAACUUAUCAUUGUAGAAGGCUGCCAGAGACAGGGUGCCAUCGUGGCUGUGACAGGCGAUGGUGUGAAUGACUCUCCUGCCCUGAAGAAGGCUGACAUCGGCGUUGCCAUGGGAAUCUCCGGCUCAGAUGUGUCCAAACAGGCUGCAGACAUGAUCCUGCUGGAUGACAACUUUGCCUCCAUUGUCACUGGAGUAGAAGAAGGCCGUCUGAUCUUUGACAACCUGAAAAAGUCCAUCGCAUACACUCUGACCAGCAACAUCCCAGAGAUCACCCCCUUCCUGUUCUUCAUCUUGGUCAACAUCCCACUGCCUCUGGGCACCAUCACUAUCCUCUGCAUCGACCUGGGAACUGACAUGGUACCAGCCAUCUCUCUUGCCUAUGAAGCAGCCGAGAGCGACAUCAUGAAGCGCCAGCCUAGAAACCCACUGAGGGACAAACUGGUCAACGAGAGACUCAUCAGCAUCGCCUAUGGACAGAUUGGUAUGAUCCAAGCUCUUGGUGGAUUCUUCGCCUAUUUCGUCAUCAUGGCUGAAAAUGGUUUCCUGCCAUCUCAGCUUGUUGGUAUCCGGCUCAACUGGGACGACCGCUCCACCAACGACCUGGAGGACAGCUACGGGCAGCAAUGGACCUAUGAGCAGCGUAAGAUUGUGGAGUUCACUUGCCAUACAGCCUUCUUCGUCAGUAUUGUGGUGGUGCAGUGGGCAGAUGUCAUCAUCUGCAAGACCAGACGUAACUCUGUGUUCCAGCAGGGCAUGAAGAAUAAGAUUUUGAUCUUUGGCCUGUUUGAGGAAACAGCUCUGGCUGCCUUCCUGUCCUAUUGCCCUGGCAUGGACCUGGCACUACGGAUGUACCCACUCAAGCCCAGUUGGUGGUUCUGUGCGUUCCCGUACAGUUUCCUCAUCUUUGUUUAUGAUGAGAUCCGAAAACUCAUCCUUCGCCGAAAUCCUGGAGGCUGGGUGGAGAAAGAGACAUACUAUUAAAUUAUCAAAGCAUCAUUUACUUCUCACCCCAUUCUCCCCUGAACUCAUCCCUUCUUCUCUAUCUCCCUCUCUCUUACUCUCUCCUCCUUCCCCUCCAUCCAUCCCUUCUCCCCUGUCAACAUACUCAAACUGUUCAAGAAAAUGUUUACUCUUCCCCUUUCCUCCUCCUCCUCCUCCUCUCCAUCCUCAUCCCCUAAAGAAACAAAAAAUCAAGCGCCAAGACAACGCAAGGACCAACGACAGAGGAGGAGAGGAUGGGGGAGGAGGUGGGUUUGUGAAUCUUCCCUGUCCUCUCUGUCCCUCUGUCCCUUUUUUUUCUAUCCAAAGUCUAUACAGCACUAGUCUGCCAGUAACACUGUUGUGCCGAUGCUUCUUACUGCACUGUUAACUGCAGCCACUCUUCAUAUGUGUACUCAAACUACACCGCUGUGUAGAACUGAAUAAAGAAUACAGUUGCAAGAAUAAAGACAAAAUUCUGACUGUUCCACUGCGAUCACUCUUGCCAAGCAGAAUAACAACAUGGCAGCUCCUGUCUAGGCUCCCAACUGGCGAUCUGAGCGGGUCGGUGGCGUCUUUUUUUGUUUUUUCUUGCCAGAGAUAAGCCACCCCGAUCCAGCUCCUUAAUCACUGCCAUUUCCUGCCAUUCGCCAACUUCCUACCCUCCUUUUUUUCUCUUUCUAUUUCUAUGUACUCACUGCCAAUCUUCUACUGCCGUUCUCGCCCCUCCUGUUCCUCCUCCACCAUCAAUAAAGAAUCAGUCUCACCAUAAAACUUCAGCACUCACUCACGCCCUCAACAGGGUGGAAAAAUUGUCACUUCCUCUGACUCCUUCCCUCCCUCCUUCCCUCCUCCUCCUCCCCAUGUGUUAUUUUCUGCUUGUGUUGUUGUUGUUUUUUAAUAGACGACUGGGUGUUUUUUAAAAAACAAAAUUGUUCGUAUAAAUUUUAUGUUUUCUUUUUUUUUUUUAAAUUCGGAGUGGGUCUGAGAGCUGCUUGUUUUCAUUUGGACAUGACAAAGCACACUGUCUCUCUCUCUCCUUCCUCUCUUCUUUCUCUCUCACACUCCUCCUUUACCCCCCCCCCACCCUUGCCUGUCUAUCUGUCCCUGUUUGUCUGUCUGUUUGUGAACACCGUGCAAACCCUCCGUCCUUGUAAACUUCCACCCACUUUCACCACCUCUGACUCUCUGACUCUCCCACCCUCCCACCCGCCCCUGCCCGUGCCCCCAACCCAACCUCACCCGUAAAAAAAAAAUACAAUCUUUCUGUGUCCUCGGAAAAAGAGAUUUCUCUCCGAUUUCAUUAUUUAAAUAAAUCAGUGGAAAUAUGGAAUAAGGCACUGUACCUUAACUUGCGAAACAGCAGCAAAAAAAAAGAAAAAAAGAAAAUGAAAUAAAAUAGAAGGAUCUCUCUUUUUUCA